CGGGGCUCAGCCGCCGCCCCCCGCUCCCGGCGCGACGCCCCCGCCGCGCUGCCCCAGCCAUGAAGGCGGCGGUGGAUCUGACCAUCAUCAAGACGGAGAAGGUGGACAUCGAGCUCUUCCCGUCCCCCGACAUGGAAUGUGCAGAUGUGCCUUUAUUAACUCCCAGCAGCAAGGAAAUGAUGUCCCAGGCACUGAAAGCCACGUUCAGUGGCUUUGCCAAGGAGCAGCAGCGGCUGGGAAUUCCCAAAGAUCCCCAGCAGUGGACGGAGACGCACGUGCGGGACUGGGUGAUGUGGGCGGUCAACGAGUUCAGCCUCAAGGAGGUGGAUUUCCAGAAGUUCUGCAUGAAUGGAGCUGCCCUCUGUGCCCUGGGCAAGGAGUGCUUCCUGGAGCUGGCCCCUGACUUUGUGGGAGACAUCCUUUGGGAGCACCUGGAGAUCCUGCAGAAAGAAGAGGUAAAACCAUACCCAGCAAACGGAGCCAGCACGACGUAUCCCGAAUCCCGCUACACCUCCGACUACUUCGUCAGUUAUGGCAUUGAACAUGCCCAGUGUGUGCCUCCCUCCGAGUUCUCCGAGCCCAGCUUCAUCACAGAAUCCUACCAGACCCUGCACCCCAUCAGCUCCGAGGAGCUGCUGUCCCUCAAGUACGAGAGCGACUACCCCUCGGUCAUCCUGCGGGACCCGCUGCCCACGGACCCCCUGCAGACAGACUAUUUCACCAUCAAGCAGGAGGUGGUGACACCUGACAACAUGUGCAUGGGACGUGCCAGCAGAGGCAAGCUGGGAGGCCAGGACUCCUUCGAGAGCAUCGAGAGCUACGACAGCUGUGACCGGCUGACGCAGUCCUGGAGCAGCCAGUCCUCGUUCCAGAGCCUGCAGCGCGUCCCGUCCUACGACAGCUUCGACUCCGAGGACUAUCCCGCCACCCUGCCCAGCCACAAGCCCAAGGGCACCUUCAAGGACUAUGUUCGGGAUCGGGCCGACAUGAACAAGGACAAGCCUGUCAUUCCUGCUGCUGCCCUGGCUGGAUACACAGGCAGUGGACCCAUCCAACUGUGGCAAUUCCUGCUGGAACUGCUCACUGACAAGUCCUGUCAGUCCUUCAUCAGCUGGACGGGCGAUGGCUGGGAAUUCAAACUUUCCGACCCAGAUGAGGUGGCCAGGAGGUGGGGCAAGAGGAAAAACAAGCCCAAGAUGAACUACGAGAAGCUGAGCCGGGGGCUGCGCUAUUACUACGACAAGAACAUCAUC
Empidonax traillii (willow flycatcher) is the source of this 1253-nucleotide messenger RNA. It is a transcript of the gene ETS1, whose product is annotated as ETS proto-oncogene 1, transcription factor. The transcript is spliced from 8 exons. The annotation marks the transcript as partial. Gene Ontology annotation, molecular function: DNA-binding transcription factor activity, RNA polymerase II-specific; sequence-specific DNA binding. Gene Ontology annotation, biological process: regulation of transcription by RNA polymerase II; cell differentiation. The record is from RefSeq and is a predicted model, not a curated record. NCBI's taxonomy places the organism in Eukaryota, Metazoa, Chordata, Aves, Passeriformes, Tyrannidae. Gene Ontology annotation, cellular component: nucleus.